AUGGCUAGGGGGAAGAUUGUGAUUAGGAGGAUUGAGAAGAUGAGCAACAGGCAAGUCACCUUCUCCAAGCGGCGUCAUGGCCUGCUGAAGAAGGCACGUGAGCUGGCCAUCCUCUGCGAUGUCCAGGUCGGCGUCAUCGUCUUCUCCUCCACCGGUCGCCUCUACGAGUAUGCCAGCUCCACCACCAGCGCCUCCACGGGAAUGCCUUCCAUCAUCCAUAAGUACCAAUCUGCACAGGAGCACCAGCAGCUGCUGAAUCCAGUGUCACAAAUCAUGUUUUGA
Messenger RNA from Triticum turgidum subsp. durum (durum wheat), 282 nucleotides. The record is from the annotation of a GenBank genome assembly. Lineage: Eukaryota; Viridiplantae; Streptophyta; Magnoliopsida; Poales; Poaceae.